Molecule: messenger RNA, 1861 nt
Organism: Diachasmimorpha longicaudata
Lineage: Eukaryota; Metazoa; Arthropoda; Insecta; Hymenoptera; Braconidae
Gene: Sqor
Product: sulfide:quinone oxidoreductase, mitochondrial
Exons: 8
Coding region: 459-1775 (438 amino acids)
Cellular component (GO): mitochondrion
Molecular function (GO): FAD binding; sulfide:quinone oxidoreductase activity
Source: RefSeq, a predicted model, not a curated record
UAUUUUUAUCUAAAUACUGUGUUUCUCAAGCUCUCUUGAAUGAAAGACUUUUUUUUAUUAGACAUUUGAAUUUAGAGUUCUAUCGACUGAGUAUCUGACAGCGAGGCGUCAUCAGUGUAUAUAUAUAUAUAGUACGAUAGGUGAAAAUAAUCGAAUUUAUUGAUAACAAUUCGCGUAAGGAUCCCACGACGACAGCUAUGACUUCUGGGGGUUCCCAUUGAAAAAAGUGAAAGUUCCCCUUUAAUUGACGAGUGGAAAUAAAGCUGAAGGUCUGAGGUAUUUUUUAUACAUAAUUCAUUCGUCUGUCGAAGGGUUAUAAAGCACUUGUGUUGGAAGGAAUAAACGAAGAAAAAUCCAACGCCGACAAAGUUAGAUACAGUGAAAGUUGAAGCUUCUCAUUUCAUCGACUAAUUGACUUUAGGAGCUUUAUAAAUUAGGGAGAAAACGUAGGGCUGAUAAUGAACACCUGUUGUGGAAUUCCCAGAGUACGGCAAAUAGCGAUAGUUUCUGCCAGAGAAAUGCACCACAGAUGUAAAGUUUUAGUCAUCGGAGGAGGCACAGGGGGUUGCACAAUGGCCGCUAAAUUGUCAAAAAAAUUCGACAAGGCCCCGAAUCAUGUGAUUGUGGUCGAACCUAACGAGAUCCACUACUAUCAACCGAUGUUCACCCUGAUUGGGGGUGGAUUAAAGGAUUUUUCGUCGUCCAGGCGAUUCAUGGAUAACGUUUUGCCAAAAAAAUCCCAGUGGAUAAAGGAUAGUGUAACAUCAUUUGAGCCGGAAUCUAAUACAGUCAGAACAAACAAUGGGGACACGAUACAGUACGACCUAAUGAUUGUUGCCAUGGGAUUGCAACUUUACUGGGCCAAGAUUCCAGGAUUAGUGGAUGCCCUGAAAGACCCAGACUCUCAGGUGUGCUCCAUUUACAGUCCAGAGACGGUUGGAGCGGUAUUCGACAAAAUAAAAAAAACUACUGGAGGUCCUGGGGUCUUUACAUUUCCGAACACAACCGUGAAGUGUCCUGGAGCGCCUCAGAAAAUUGCAUACAUCGCUGAGGACUUCUGGGCGAGGAAAAAUCGUCGCGAAGACAUUGAAGUUAUUUAUAAUACAUCUCUCCCUGUAAUCUUCGGAGUGAAGAAGUACGCAGAUGCCCUAUGGGGUGUCUGUGAGAGACGAAAAAUCAGGGUCAAUCUUCAAACCUCGUUGAUAGAGAUAAAUAGUGACAAGAAUGAAGCUACUUUCGAGAAUUUGAAGACUCCCGGGGAGAAAAUUACGCAGAAGUACUCAUUCCUCCACGUUUGUCCACCUAUGGGACCUCCAGAUGUUCUCAAGAAUCAUCCAGCUUUGACAAAUGAGGCUGGAUUCCUAUCUGUUGAUGCUAGCACCUUGAGGCACAGUCGGUUUAAUAAUAUUUAUGGCCUCGGAGACUGCACCACUACGCCGAAUUCUAAAACAAUGGCUGCGAUAGCCUCACAAGCUAAAGUUCUGCAUCAGAAUAUCCUCGACGAUUUAAACAGAAAGCCCAUGCGAGGCGUCUACAAUGGAUAUGCCUCGUGUCCUUUGGUGACAGCUCCUGGCAAGUGUAUUCUAGCUGAAUUUGAUUAUAAUCUCCAGCCCCUGGAGACAUUUCCUGUUGACCAGAAGAAUGAAAUGUGGAUCAUGUAUUUUCUGAAGAAGGAAUUCUUCCCCUUUCUGUACUGGAAUUUCAUGUUGAAGGGUUACUGGAAUGGCCCAGAGUUCAUUCGAAAACUGCUGAAAGUCUUUAAAAAGUCAUCCUAGGCCAAGAGGACAUGGCGUCACCCAGCAAUAAUUGUUAAAAUUUUAAUUCUGUAUAUAGCACAAUAAAAUUUAAUUAUCAUUGUAAA